Lepisosteus oculatus (spotted gar) is the source of this 1401-nucleotide messenger RNA. Lineage: Eukaryota; Metazoa; Chordata; Actinopteri; Semionotiformes; Lepisosteidae. The record is from RefSeq and is a predicted model, not a curated record.
AAGUGAGAGAGACCUGCAGAGCUGCACCCUGUCGCUGGGAAGAGCUGCUGCCCUGUUAAGUUUUGUCAGAGUCCUGACCAGUUAAAGGCUGGACCAGGAGCUGGACUCUCUCUCCUGCAGGUUCAACUCUGACACUAUACAAUCUGUACAGGAAUGGCCUCACCCAGCAGUGUCCUGUCUGAAGAGCAGUUCCUGUGCUCUAUCUGUCUGGACACAUUCACCAGCCCAGUGUCCACUCCAUGUGGACACAGCUUCUGUCUGGCCUGUAUUGGAGGAUACUGGGACAGCAGUGAUGUGUGUCAGUGUCCACUGUGUAAGGAGACAUUUUACAGAAGACCUGAUCUCCGUGUGAACAGAAGCCUGGCAGAAAUCACUGAGCAGUUCAAGAGGACCAGAGUCAGCAGUGAUGAAGGACUUUCUUCUAAACCUGGAGAAGUGUCCUGUGAUAUCUGCACUGGGAGAAAACUCAACGCUGUGAAAUCCUGUCUGAUGUGUCUGAUGUCAUACUGUUCAGUUCACAUCCAGCCUCACUAUGACCUUGUUAAACUGAAGAAGCACAGACUGAUUGAGCCAGUGGAGAGCCUUGAGGACAGGCUGUGUGAGAAGCAUGAGAGACUCCUUGAGCUGUUCUGCAGGACUGACCAGACCUGUGUUUGUGUGCUGUGUACUGAGAUUGACCACAAGACACACAGCACUGUCCCUUUAGAGCAGGAAUGCAGAGUGAAAAAGAGUUUGAGAGGCUUCGCAAACAUGCAGGCUGGCGGAGACAACGAGGAGGUGAAGAUGACUGAGGCAGAGUUUGAGAGGCUUCGCAAACAUGCAGCUGACGUGACUCUGGACCCUGAUACAGCUCACUGUGAUCUCUCCCUGUCUGAGGAUGGGAAGAGAGUGAGAUUGGGACAGAAGAGUUUUGAUUCCUGGCUCUGUGUCGAGAGCAGGGAGAGUUUCACCUCAGGGAGACACUACUGGGAGGUGGAAGUGAAUGACAAGUGGAGAAUAGGACUGAGCAGAGAUCUGCGGCCCAGGAGGCUGGGGGUGUGUGUGGAUAUUGAGGACAGGAAGGUUUCCUUUUACACAGUGGAGUCCAGGACUCACAUCCACACCUUCACUGACAUGGUCUUCAAUCAGGGGGAGAAGAUCUAUCCUGUCUUCUGGACCUGGGAUUCAGAUAAAAACCUUGUGCUGCUGCCUGCUCCUCAACCUCGACCUCCUCCUCCUCAUCUGAUAGGUGGACUCCCGGCUUAUACCGCUGACAAACUCCUGGACUCUAGAUGGAACCAAGGCACCCUACAGUAUCUGGUUGACUGGGAAGGCUGUGGCCCUGAUCAUGGGUUCCUGAAAAAGAUCAAUAUUCAAUAUGUCAAUUCCUUGACUUUCAUGGAGCCUUACCAGAUCGACUAG